This is a messenger RNA of Racocetra fulgida, 392 nucleotides long. The record is from the annotation of a GenBank genome assembly. Lineage: Eukaryota; Fungi; Glomeromycota; Glomeromycetes; Diversisporales; Gigasporaceae.
AUAUAGAACCCUUAGCUAAAAAAAAGGUUAAAGAAGUUAAAAUGUUUGUGGUUAGCCUAUUGGAAGAUUUAGAUAAGAAGAAGCAUGAUAAUUUUGAUAAUAAAAACCCACCACAUAAAGAAAAAUUCCAACCAACUACCGAUCCUGAAUAUCAUCAAAAAUCAGUUAAAACUGGUUGUGAUAAUGGAAAAUCAGGUAUGGACUAUAUGGAAGAACCAAAUAGUCUUAAUGAUCAUGAGAAAUUCAGCAGCUUCCAAAAACCUGCUGUUAUAGAGUCAGCAGUAAUGGACCAUAAUGAUGAGAAGAAAUCUCCCAAUAGAACAUGUGAUAUUGGUAACAGCUAUCAACAUAGAAUCAGCGUAGAAGAGAAUAAAAAUAAAGUUUUUGAAUGA